GCUAAAGAUAUUUACAAGAUAAGACAAUGUUAUCAUGUAAAUAUUUCCAAAAAUAUCUUGAACUGAGUAAACAUAGCGAUAUCAACUAAAACGUGUCUUUUUCACUAUGACUGCACAUUUUAACUUUACGUCAGGAAUGGAUAUACAAAUGAAUAAUACUCUAAAUAAUGGAACAUCGCAUUCGUCAUCUUCUGCGCUAAAAACAGCAUCAGAUAUAAGUAUUACUGCUUCUCUUGUUGUUAUCAUGCUUGGAAUGGGAUGUACAAUAGAAAUCAAAAGUCUGGUGAAGCACAUUCGGAGACCAGUAGGAAUAUGCAUAGGAAUGUUGUCUCAGUUUGUAGUUCUUCCAGCUGUUACAUUUGGUCUUGCGCAUGCGUUACAGCUUCCCCCUCUAGCUGCCAUUGGGAUGUUGGUUGUUGGCUGCUGUCCUGGUGGUUCGACAACUAACAUAUUUAGUUACUGGACAGAUGGUGACGUUUCUUUGAGUAUAUCUAUGACAGCUGUAUCAACACUUAUGGCUAUAGGCAUGAUGCCACUGAAUUUGCUGAUCUAUAGCCGCAGUUGGACAGACACGGCUUUGGUUAUACCAUACAUCAAUAUUCUGAAAUCGUUCGGCAUGACUAUAGGUCCUGCUGUCGUUGGUAUACUUGUAAGAUGGAAGAUACCAAAACUGGCAGAUAUCCUUGUCAAAUGUGGAUCAUUUGCCGGAGCGACUAGCGUAGUUCUCGUAUUAACACUCAUGAGCCUCAGAUUCCCAUACAUGUAUUUAGCAUCGUGGAAAAUAUAUAUCGCAGCCCUUAUACUUCCGUUUGCUGGUUUCCUGUUUGGUUAUGGUGUUGCCAUGCUAUGUCGCCAGGACCCAGUCAGAUGUAGAACAAUUGCGUUAGAGACAGGGAUACAAAACUUCCCGCUUUGCAUGACAUUAUUGCUACUGACAUUCUCAAAAGAAAUAUUUGCACAAAUUUCUUUGUUUCCAUUAUUGUAUGGUGUCACGUGUAUUGUCUGUAGCCUGGCAUUUUUGGGCAUUUACAAAAUUGUGAAAAAGGUAAAGUCUUCACGAGAAAAGAAAAAUGAAUUUAUCAGAGUUUCUACUAUCGAAGACGACACAUUUAUAUAUGGUAAUAAAUAGGAUCAAUGUGAACUGGAUUAAAUAUGUUUAGCUUGGUGUUUUUUAAUGCACGCCUACGAUCCACCUACGAUAGUGACGGGCAUUAUUGUUUUUGUCUUU
Molecule: messenger RNA, 1228 nt
Organism: Mytilus trossulus (common blue mussel)
Lineage: Eukaryota; Metazoa; Mollusca; Bivalvia; Mytilida; Mytilidae
Product: ileal sodium/bile acid cotransporter-like
Exons: 4
Coding region: 107-1129 (340 amino acids)
Biological process (GO): bile acid and bile salt transport
Cellular component (GO): membrane
Molecular function (GO): bile acid:sodium symporter activity
Source: RefSeq, a predicted model, not a curated record